GCUCCGGCGCGCGGAGACCGCGGCGCCCGAGUCACGUGCUGCCGCGCCAGCAAAUGAACACCCGCGGGCGCGCUGACGUCUGAGCAGCGGCAAGGCUGAUGACAGCCGGGCCCCGUCACGUGGACGGGCCCACUCCAAUGGGCGGCACCCGAGCGACGCGAAGUUCCCGGCGGCCUGUGCGGCGGCGGUGGUUGGGUGGUAAGAUGGCGGCUGUGAGUCUGCGGCUCGGCGACUUGGUGUGGGGGAAACUCGGCAGGUAUCCUCCUUGGCCUGGAAAGAUUGUGAAUCCACCCAAGGACUUGAAGAAACCACGUGGAAAGAAAUGCUUCUUUGUGAAGUUUUUUGGAACAGAAGAUCAUGCCUGGAUCAAAGUGGAGCAGCUAAAGCCAUAUCAUGCUCAUAAAGAGGAAAUGAUAAAAAUCAACAAGGGAAAACGAUUCCAGCAAGCUGUGGAUGCCGUGGAAGAGUUCCUCAGGAGAGCCAAAGGGAAAGACCAGACAUCAUCCCACACUUCUGCUGAUGACAAGAGUCGGCGUAAUUCCAGUGAGGAGAGAAGUAGGCCAAACUCAGGUGAUGAGAAGCGCAAACUUAGCCUGUCUGAAGGGAAGGUGAAGAAGAACAUGGGAGAAGGAAAGAAGAGGGUGUCUUCAGGCUCUGCAGAGAGAGGCUCCAAAUCCCCUCUGAAAAGAGCCCAAGAGCAAAGUCCCCGGAAGCGGGGUCGGCCCCCAAAGGAUGAGAAGGACCUCACUAUCCCCGAGUCUAGUACCGUGAAGGGGAUGAUGGCCGGACCUAUGGCCACGUUUAAAUGGCAGCCAUCUGCGAGUGAGCCUGUCAAGGAUGCAGAUCCUCAUUUCCAUCAUUUCUUGCUGAGCCAAACAGAGAAGCCAGCUGUUUGUUACCAGGCAAUCACAAAGAAGCUGAAAAUAUGUGAAGAGGAAACUGGUUCCACCUCCAUCCAGGCAGCGGACAGCACAGCCGUGAAUGGCAGCAUCACACCCACAGACAAAAAGAUAGGAUUUUUGGGCCUUGGACUCAUGGGAAGCGGCAUCGUCUCCAACUUGCUAAAAAUGGGUCACACAGUGACUGUCUGGAACCGGACUGCAGAGAAAUGUGAUUUGUUCAUCCAGGAGGGGGCCCGCCUAGGAAGAACCCCCGCUGAAGUUGUUUCAACUUGUGACAUCACUUUCGCCUGUGUGUCGGAUCCAAAGGCAGCCAAGGACCUGGUGCUGGGCCCCAGUGGUGUGCUGCAAGGGAUCCGCCCCGGGAAGUGCUAUGUGGAUAUGUCAACGGUGGAUGCGGACACAGUCACUGAGCUGGCCCAGGUGAUUGUGUCCAGGGGGGGGCGCUUUCUGGAGGCCCCAGUCUCAGGGAAUCAGCAGCUGUCUAACGACGGGAUGUUGGUGAUCUUAGCAGCCGGAGACAGGGGCCUAUAUGAGGACUGUAGCAGCUGCUUCCAGGCUAUGGGGAAGACCUCCUUCUUUCUAGGUGAAGUUGGCAAUGCAGCCAAGAUGAUGCUGAUUGUAAACAUGGUCCAAGGGAGCUUCAUGGCCACCAUUGCGGAGGGGCUAACCCUGGCCCAGGUCACAGGCCAGUCACAGCAGACACUCUUAGACAUCCUCAAUCAGGGACAGUUGGCCAGCAUCUUCCUGGACCAGAAGUGCCAAAAUAUUCUGCAGGGGAACUUUAAGCCUGAUUUCUACCUGAAGUACAUUCAGAAGGAUCUUCGCCUGGCCAUUGCCCUGGGCGAUGCCGUCAACCACCCAACACCCAUGGCAGCUGCAGCCAAUGAGGUGUACAAAAGAGCCAAGGCACUGGACCAGUCCGACAAUGAUAUGUCUGCCGUGUACCGAGCCUACAUACACUAAGCCGUAGAUGCCCUGCCCCAGCCCUCUGAUCUUCCCUCGGCCCCCUCUUCCCGACAUGGGGUUGGGGUCCUGGGAUUUAACUCUGGACCAGUCCACCUGUCUCCAUUUCCUUUUAUACAGACUUGAGACUUGCCAUCAGCACAGCACACAGCAGUACCCCUCCCUGACGCCCUGGGAGGGAGGGGUGUCACCAGGGUUGGCUUGUGAGGAAGCUCUUGAGCUGGGCAAUGGCCCCGACUAGGUGGCUGUAUGUACACACACACACACACACACACACACACACACACACACACACACACGUGCGCGCUCUCACCCCAGGAUAGAAGCUGCCCAGAAACUGCUGCUGCCUGGCUUUUUUUCUUCUAAGCUUAUCAAACCCUUCCAGUUGAACUAGAAUCAGCAGAGGUUGACAUUGUGUCCUAGUCCCUACCUGCACCCCUGCAGGGAAAGGCUCAGGGCCAGGAUGAACCAGCACCAACUCCCAGCAGUGGUUUGAAUGGGCCCUCCAGCCUCAGCUGAGAAGGAUGUGAAGGAUUUUCGAGUCUAAGCUACCGAUGUGCACCCACCUCUUGUAAAGGCCUUUGUAAACUGCGAAGAGACUGCCACCAUCUCACACAGGCGGACUUGGCCCUGCAGCAAGAGCAGCAAGCAGCCGGGCUGCAGAUCGGCACAGCUGCCUAGCUCUUCAGCUACUACUCAACACCUAUUAGCCCUUCAAGCCUCAGCUGGGUCCAGGGUCCUUGCUUCCCUGCAGUGGAGCUUGCUCCUCCCCAGGCUGUUAGUGUUUGGAUUUGCAUUCCAGCCCUUGGGAAGAGUGCCCUUAGAACCCUGAGCAGUGGGGAGUGAGGGCCACUCCUUCCUGUUUCCGUUAUGUCACCGUCUUCACCUGGCUCUGGGGAGCCACUGAGCUGGCCAACCUGACCCAGCCUGCCCUGCGCUUCCUCUGCAUGCCCCAUCUCUCUUCACUCUCUUCUCCCACCUUUCCUCCCAUGGAGGCAGUAUUUCUGUCUGUCUCCUAUCUGGCGCAAACCCAGCCUGACCAAUGAUGAGCAUUUCUUAGGCUCACUUGAUAGGGAAUGAGUGUCUGUUCCAGCCAGCAUCAACGCUCUUCACUGCUGCCCAGGCCAGGGUUUGCUGGGUGGGAGAGGACUGGGCCUGACCUAAUCUGAAGUAACUGACCCUCAGAGGUGGAGCUGGGAUGUCCUUGAGGUCCUAGCAUUUCUCCUUGGAUUGGGGACCAGUGGCUUAAAAUGUCGCAUGAGAACAAGGAGGAGUUCCCCCAAGGGAUGUCAGCUGUUUUUUCUCUCAUGGGGUGGGUUUUCCAAAGUCACAAUUUACAGUUUAACUAUGUAAGGUGGCCACACUGGUGUGGGGCAGGGCAGAUGUCCGUGGGUGCCGCACACUUGUUCAUUUCACUGGGAUUUUGAACUCAUUUGUCUGAACACAGCCUGUCUUAGUCUUGGUGGACACACUGAGGGUGGGGGUGGGGGAAGGCACUGUAAUGAAACCGGUUAGUCAAUGUUGUCUUAAUAUUGUUGACAAUUCUGUAAAGUUUCUUUUUAUGAGUAUUUCUGUUUAAGGUAUUUCACGUUUGUUUUGAAAUCUUCCCUUCUGAGGAGAAAAUGUGACACUUGUGAAAAAGCUUGUAAGAAAGCCCCUCUUUUUUCCUUUAAACCUUUAAAUGACAAAUCUAGGUGAUUAAGGUUGUGAGUUUUCAUUUUUGCUUUGUUUUUAAUGAACAUUUGUCUUUCAGAAUAGGAUUGUGUGAUAAUGUUUAAAUGGCAAAACAAAACAUGAUUUUGUGCAAUUAACAAAGCUACUGCAAGAAAAAUAAAACAUUUCUUGGUAA
Chinchilla lanigera (long-tailed chinchilla) is the source of this 3714-nucleotide messenger RNA. It is a transcript of the gene Glyr1, whose product is annotated as glyoxylate reductase 1 homolog (Arabidopsis). Gene Ontology annotation, molecular function: oxidoreductase activity, acting on the CH-OH group of donors, NAD or NADP as acceptor; NAD binding; NADP binding. Bases 99 to 1865 code for a protein of 588 amino acids. The record is from RefSeq and is a predicted model, not a curated record. The transcript has 16 exons. NCBI's taxonomy places the organism in Eukaryota, Metazoa, Chordata, Mammalia, Rodentia, Chinchillidae.